Messenger RNA from Carica papaya (papaya), 1291 nucleotides. The record is from RefSeq and is a predicted model, not a curated record. Lineage: Eukaryota; Viridiplantae; Streptophyta; Magnoliopsida; Brassicales; Caricaceae.
GAACGGCAAGCUUUUAUCCCACAGGCCGUUUUGGAGGCAAAAGCUAAGCAAGCAAUUGAGGUUGAAAAGAGGAAAACUGAGAAAGAUUGGGAGAAUGGUGGUGCUGGUGUUUAUUCUGCUAGUUUGAGGAAGAAUUAUAUCUUGGCUGAUGAUGAAUGGAAGGAAGAUAUAAUGCCUGAAAUUUUGGAUGGUCAUAAUGUGUAUGACUUCAUUGACCCUGAUAUUUUGUUCAGGCUUGAGGAAUUGGAGCGAGAAGAAGGUGUUUGGCAGGCAGAGGAGGAAGAUGAUGAUUUUGAAAUAGAUGCUGUGGAAUUGACACCGGAAGAGGAAGAAGCACUGGCAGAGAUUAGGAAAAAGAAAAGUUUGCUAAUUCAAGAGCACAGGAUUAAGAAAAGCACUGCCCAGAACCGGCCCACUGUGCCGAGGAAGUUUGACAAGCACGGUAAGUUUACCACAGUGAGAAUGGGCAGGCAGCUAUCAGCGUUGGGGCUGGAUCCUUCAUUGGCAAUUAGUCGAGCUCGCAGUAGGUCGGGGCGGAAAAGAGAGAGAUCACCUGAGAGGCAAAAUAAUCAUGAUGGUGAUAGUAUGGAUGUCGAUAUGGGCCAACAGAACAAGAAGCUGCGAAUGAGGUCCAGAUCACUGUCAAGGUCAAGGUCAAGGUCAAGACCUCCAAAUGAAGUUGUCCCUGGAGAAGGCUUCAAAGACUCUGCUCAAAAGGUCAAAGCACUUAAACUUGCCAAGAAAUCUGUUAAGAAAAGGAACAAGGAUGCUCGCCGUGGAGAGGCUGAUAGAGUUAUACCUACAUUAAAACCUAAACAUUUGUUUUCUGAGAAACGGUCAAUUGGAAAAACUCAGCGCCGCUGAGUACUCGAGGUAUAUAACUUAUUCAAAGAUUCAGGUAUUAUUUCCUAUGUUGGCCUUGGGCUAUGUCCCUCUUGUAACGGGCCUAGAACUGAACAAAAUUCAAGAAUGUUGGUUCUUUCCAACUCAUCUGUUCUUGGUAGAUUGCAUAACUGAUUGUCAGUACUUAACAUGUUCCUUUUGGCAGCAAAGGUCAGGUUAUCAUGGUGGAACCCAGAUUACACUUGGGUGGAAGGAAUUGAUCUGUUCAUGUCAUCUUUGAUCUGCUGGAGAGAGCCUGAUUAUGGCAGCAGGUCUUCUCUGCUCUCUUUGUUAUAACUUACACUCCUCAUGUUAGAUUAAGCAGUUUUAUGUUAGACACCAUGGGUAACAAUUUUGUCAGGUUAUGAAUCUUGUUUGAAAUGCAGUCGACAAUUGAGUGCUUCCAACA